Chelonus insularis is the source of this 981-nucleotide messenger RNA. RefSeq names its product ribosomal protein S2 (gene RpS2). Gene Ontology annotation, molecular function: structural constituent of ribosome; RNA binding. Gene Ontology annotation, cellular component: ribosome; cytosolic small ribosomal subunit. Lineage: Eukaryota; Metazoa; Arthropoda; Insecta; Hymenoptera; Braconidae. Gene Ontology annotation, biological process: translation. The record is from RefSeq and is a predicted model, not a curated record. The transcript has 3 exons. Bases 79 to 924 code for a protein of 281 amino acids.
GAAUUUUAAUCCACGCUUGAUUAAUUCUCAUCGCCAUCUUCCUUCUUUGUGAUCUUUCUAUUCACAUAACGAGAUAAAAUGGCGGACGCUGCUCCAGCCGCUCGUGGAGGAUUCCGUGGUGGAUUUGGUGCUCGUGGAGGAGCCGGUGAUCGUGGAGGUGGUCGAGGUCGUGCUCGUGGUGGACGAGGAAGAGGACGUGGACGUGGUCGUGGAGGUAAAGAAGACCAAAAAGAAUGGAUACCAGUGACUAAACUUGGACGGCUUGUAAAAGACGGAAAAAUUCGUUCUUUGGAGGACAUCUAUCUCUUCUCCUUGCCCAUCAAAGAGUAUGAUAUUAUCGAUCAAUUUAUCGGACCAUCUCUAAAAGAUGAAGUACUUAAAAUCAUGCCUGUCCAGAAACAAACCCGUGCUGGUCAGCGUACACGUUUUAAGGCCUUCGUCGCUAUUGGAGAUAGCAAUGGACAUAUCGGACUGGGAGUAAAAUGCUCUAAAGAAGUAGCAACAGCUAUUCGUGGAGCUAUUAUUUUAGCCAAACUCUCCGUUGUUCCAGUUCGUCGUGGAUAUUGGGGAAAUAAGAUUGGAAAACCCCACACUGUACCCUGCAAAGUUACAGGAAAAUGUGGAUCUGUUCAAGUACGUUUGAUUCCAGCACCAAGAGGAACAGGAAUUGUAUCAGCCCCAGUUCCAAAGAAACUUCUUCAGAUGGCUGGAAUUGAAGAUUGUUAUACAUCAGCUCGUGGAUCUACCUGUACUUUGGGAAAUUUCGCAAAAGCAACUUAUGCUGCCAUUGCUAAGACUUAUGCAUACCUUACACCUGAUUUAUGGAAGGAUAUGCCUCUUAUUGAAACUCCAUAUCAAGAGCACGCUGAUUGGUUAUCAAAGAAUCAUCGUGCUGUCACCGGCCAAAGAAGUGCUGAUAUGUAAUCUUAACUCAGCAAUGGAUUGUCAUCAAAAGAGUCAAUAAAGUUGAUACAAAAUAUA